Fomitopsis serialis is the source of this 3531-nucleotide messenger RNA. RefSeq lists its product as uncharacterized. The record is from RefSeq and is a predicted model, not a curated record. The transcript is spliced from 12 exons. Bases 1 to 3531 code for a protein of 1176 amino acids. Lineage: Eukaryota; Fungi; Basidiomycota; Agaricomycetes; Polyporales; Fomitopsidaceae.
AUGCUGAGAGAAUGGAUCCCCCUCCAGCACAACUACCUCCGAUCCCUGUACGCCCACUACACACCCCCGCCGCUCAACGCGGAGGGCAGCUACAUGUGCGCCGGGUGCAACAAUGGUGGCGGUGUGUGGAAGUGCAUGUCCUGCAUCGGAUAUCCGAUCUUCUGCCCGACGUGCUGUCUCGCCGAGCACCGGCGAACACCAUUCCACCGGGUUGAGCAGUGGAAUGUUGGGGGAUACUGGGAACCUGCAUGGCUCCGUCAGGUUGGAGUAUCAAUCAACCUCGGGCACCGAGGAGGGGAGUGCUCCCAGCCGGCGGCUGUCUUGGACGAUGACGAGGACGGAGAAGCCAAUAGGCCGGCCAAUGCUGCCGGCGACGACGAAGCCGAGAUACCUGCAGACCCUCUGCAUCACGCCGACUCGCCACCACGGCCUCCACCAGCCAUGAUGACUAUUGUUGACACGUCCGGGGUGCACUUCCUCCCGGUGACGCCGUGCGGAUGUCCCUGGGCCGGUGACCACACGUCGCAGUUGCUUGAUGCCGGGCUGUAUCCGGCGAGUCAGCGGAAGGCUCGCACGUGCUUCACCUUUGCGGUCUUAGACGCGUUUCUUCUGGACAAUUUGGAGUGCAAGACUACGGCUAUGAACUUCUACCAGCGGAUACGCCGGGCGACAAACCCGGCUUUUCCUCAUGAGGUACCCGUGAGUCAGUUGCCGGAACGCCUGCUUGCCCAGAUGAUCACCAUUGCACAGGAUCGAUAUCUCGAGUUGCUCCGGGUAAGCCGGGAAUGGGCGUUGCUGCAGGCGAAGAAACAGUUCGGGUACGGGCCACAGUGGCGGGGGGCUCCGGGAAACGGUGACCUCGCUCACUUUUGCCCGGCGUGUCCGCAGCCCGGAGUGAACAUACCCGCGGACUGGGAGGUGGAUGAUAGGAAGUACCUAUAUGCCCGAGGAUAUGUCAUGGAUGGGAACUUCCACGCCGAGCAAAUGAAAAUGCGCAAGCCCGAGAACGACGUACCGUUGAUGCCGGGGAAAAUGUUCAUGGUUCAUCCCGGCCCAUACGAGGAGCACCUGAAAGUAGCGAAGGACGUGAAGAUGCACUCAAGCUGCAACGACCACAAGGCGGUCUCCCAGGCCAACGCCGACCGGCAUAAGCUGGCUGUCACCGGGAUCGGCGCAACAUCUUGUUUGAGGCACGGGUGCUUCCUUCCGCACUCGGUAGUGAACUAUCAGAAGGGUGAACGUCAGAUGAACAUGGACUACUCCCUUUCCAACGCCCUGGGCUAUCGGUCAAGGGGGAUUGGGCACGUUUACCUCUCGUACGACAUAAUGUGCCAGUACCAUGUCCAUCUCGACGACCGGUUUGACCAGAAUCCCCACCUGGAGAUGCCCGGUGGCCUUGUGUUAUACAAGUGCAUCGGGCUCUUUCACAUUCAUGGGGCCGGGCAAGCUGACGGCGAGAUCAUCGAAACCCAAUGGUCGGGGAUCAAUCCCGUGUCGGGUAGUACACGCACAAUGUCAACAUCCCAUCGGCAAGAAACACUCGACCGGCACAUGAACAACUGGAAUUGGAAGAAAAUGAUCACUAUGGUGGCAUCGCUGAGAAGGAAAAUCAAAGCGAACCGCCCACUGCUGGCGGAGAUGAAGGCCGACCUGACCGCGAAGGAGGCCAGUGUCGAUGCCGAAGUUCUGGGAGCGUGGAGGAGGGAACUGAGGAUAGUACAACGGAAAAGGCUUCGGGAUGUCAAGGUAAUGGAUAGAUACCAAGCCAAGAAACAAAUCAUGCCAUCCCGGCUCGAGCUUCAAAUAAAGCUGGCGGAAGAGGAGGGAGAGGGCGAGGAUCGCGUCGGGACAGCGGACUGGAUCGCAGAUGGCCUCAAGCUUGAGGAGCAACAACUCGGAAUCCAGAAGGACGUGAAGAAAAUGGGGGCCAUCGUUACUCGGCCGCAGGAGCUGAAACUGGCGAAACGGAGGAAGACUCUUGAGAUCCAAAUCCGGCGUUUCCACAGGCGAGCGGCUGCCAUUCACCGAAGGCAUAACUGGGGCAUCGCAGAGCAGGAUGCAGUGGAAGACGAUUCGGGGGAUGAAUGGGAGGAGGACCGCAACGACGACAGCCCAUGGCGCCUCUUUUCAAGUCUACCACCAGCUCCGUACCCGUCAAAGGCGUCCGAGCAUACCAAACUCGGCCUACCGUCCAAUUUAUCCCGGAAUGCACUUGCUGCAAAUGGGUUGCAACGAUUGGCGGCACAUGAGCUGACCCUGCGCCGUGGACAGGCAAAUGAUGCGUUGCAGCAGCUGAGGAUUCUCAUUGGCAAGAAAUCAUUCGAGUUCCAGACCACCAUUCGGCACGGGAGGAGGGAAGGCCACACAAAGCGCACCCGAUCCUUCACGAAGUUGGGGAAACUCGACCGAGCUGUGCAGCUUCAAGCUGCCAUUUAUCGCCGGGCCCGAGCCGCCAUGCAAGUACUUGGCGUCUCGGGAGAAGAGCAGGCAAAGUACAAGCCACUUACAACGGAUGAUCUCAACACAGUGACUGCAAUCGCCGAGCCUAAUAAGCCGGGACAAAGGCAUAAAUCGUCCUCGUGGAUAUGGAAUGUCGACGUCGGUGGCGACAUGCGGAGCGAUGACGAACUGGGAAUCAUUCACCGGGUACAGUGGUUCCACGCCCGGUCAAAGGUUGACAGAUUGGAGGAGGAAGCUGCGAUCUUGCGCCGGGAGCUUGACUCCAUUGGAGAUCAGUUACCGAUAAGACCUCCAUCGCACUGUGUCCACAUCAACUACCAUUGCGAUUACACAGCCCCCGCACUCUUCACCGAGAACCUCAUAGUCAACAUGAAUGCAAUCCUCACCAAAGUGUUGGAAGACAUCAAAACCAAUCUCAUGAUUCCCAAGACUCUCCAAACACUUGCCGAAGCGAAAGGGAAUCCCGCCGCGCCCGGGGCACUUGACAACUUCGUUGUCGGCCUGUCGGUUUCUGCCCUCAUGAUUGGCCUUCAGGAGCUCCUGAAGGCCGACGUCGCCGAAGCCUACGGUCUCACCGACGCCAUGUCCGCCUACUGCGCGGUAAAUCAAACCGUGAACGACCUACCCGCUGGAAUUACUACCCCGGAAGCAAUGCUGGAGGAAUUGAGAGCAAACCAGGCUUGUAUGGACGACAUCAUCAAAGACCAGCUCCAAGCAUCCAAGGAUCAGCUUCGGCGUGUCUCGCAGCAUCUCGAGUUGGAGAAAUUGCGGGACAAAGUCACUGUUCGCGCCGAGCAAAUUAAUCGCGUACACCUGCCCAGAUUUCCGCUCCCGGCGAAACUCUGCCCGGAUGAAAUGCCGGCCAGUAUGCCAAACAACAUGAUGAAAUGGUUGCAGCAAUUGGGGAAGGCGAUGAAAACCAUGGACAUUUACAUACAGGCAGAGCUGAACUUUUGGCAUGCUGCCGCCCGGGCCAAUGCGGCCGAGCUGGAAGCCUGGCAGCGCGGGGAGACUCCAACGGCCCCGGCAGCAGUGUCGUACUUCCGGGUGAUUGAUUCCGCAUUCAAGUAA